Molecule: messenger RNA, 1320 nt
Organism: Hyphopichia burtonii NRRL Y-1933
Lineage: Eukaryota; Fungi; Ascomycota; Pichiomycetes; Serinales; Debaryomycetaceae
Gene: PPE1
Product: carboxylesterase-mitochondrial 37S ribosomal protein YmS2
Exons: 1
Coding region: 61-1239 (392 amino acids)
Biological process (GO): protein demethylation
Molecular function (GO): protein methylesterase activity
Source: RefSeq, a predicted model, not a curated record
CACGUUCAGUCGAUUGUGCAAAGAAAACAAGGAGGGCCAUCUGUAUUACCGAUUGACAAGAUGUCUGAUCUACACAAAGCAUUCUUGAAAAGAGUGAAGCAUCAGGAAAAGUCGCUAGGUUUAUCUCCUUUAUUGGAAGAUUCAAUUGAGUCUCCAACAAGUUUGAAUCGCGUGGACUCUGACAGUCAACUGGUUACGAACAGCUCAGAAGACGACGUCAAAUCGAAAGAUGAGAUAUUAAUGGAUGCUUAUCAUCAGGCGAUCCGUCUGACCUUUCCGAUUAUUGAAACGUACGAAUGUUCGAAUCUUGGGAUUUCCUUCCAGACAUACUACAGACCACCAAGCAAUUCAAAGGCUCCUAUAUUUGUUUGUCAUCACGGUGCUGGUUCAUCCUCGAUGACCUUUUGCAAACUUGCACCGAGCCUAACCGAAACCUAUGAUGUUGGUAAGAAUGGGGAAUCACCAGGAUUAUUCGUAUUUGAUAUGAGGGGCCAUGGUAAUUCUACCAUGCCAAAAAUUGUCGAUUUCUCUUUAGGAUCACUAACAAAAGAUUUUGAAUUCAUAUUGAAAAAGUUUCUUUCGAGUCACAAUCCUAAGAACUCUAUAUAUUUGAUAGGUCACUCGCUUGGUGGCUCAAUUUUAACUAAUUACAUCAUUGAAAAUCCAGAAUGUGAAUAUAAUUUUAAAGGAUUGGUUAUGAUAGAUAUUGUGGAGGAAACUGCAGUUAAGUCAUUGAUUGCAAUGCCUCAGUAUAUUAAAAACCAACCAAAGUCGUUUCCAAAUUAUCAAAGGGCCAUUGAUUGGCAUGUUAAACACGUAAGAUUAAUUAAUAACAUUGAGUCAGCUAAGAUAAGUGUUCCCGAUUUGUUGAUGAAAACACAGAGAGGCAUAGUGUGGAAAACCAACUUGGAACAAACUCAGCCAUUCUGGGAAUCAUGGUUCACAGGGUUAUCAGAGAACUUCGUCAAAUGUAAUACCAAAAAUAAGGUUGCAAAAUUGCUAAUCUUAUCAGGACAUGAAACUUUAGAUACUAAUCUAAUCAUAGGUCAAAUGCAAGGAAAAUACCAGUUGAUAGUAUUCAAUAAUAGUGCUCACACAGGGCAUUUUGUUCAAGAAGAUAUACCCAAGCAGCUUUCGAUUAGUCUUAUAGACUUUGCAAAAAGAAAUGAUUCGCCUGCAGAAUACAUGAAGCAAGAACUUGGAUUUAUUCCAAAAUGGGGUGGGAAAAUUAAUAAAUAAUAAUUAUGUAUAUUCUAGAUACAAAAGUAUAUAUAGAAUGGGUCAUUUAAUCAACACUAAUAUUACUUUCUUUAAUUUCUU